AUGGCGAGCGAGGGGAAAAUUAGCGUUGCGUUUGUGUGUCUGGGCAACAUCUGCCGCUCGCCCAUGGCGGAGGCCGUCUUCAAACACACGGUCAAGGAGCACGGGCUAUUGGACCGGUUUGGCAAGAUCGCGUCGUUCGGGACCGCGAGGUACCACGUUGGUGAACCCCCCGAUGAGCGGAGCGCUGCGACGUGUCGGAACCACGGUGUGCCCGUGGACCACCGCGCGCAGCAGAUCCGGAAGUCCCACUUCGACGAGUUCGAUUACGUCGUGUGCAUGGACGAGGCGAACUUGGGGAACUUGUUGCGGUUGAAACCUGAGGGUUCGAAAGCACGAGUCGAGCUGUUCGGGGAGUGGAAUACUGGUGGGAAGUUCCGGAAAAUCGUGGACGACCCGUACUACGGUGGGAUCAACGGGUUCGAGUACAACUUCGAACAAGUAAGUUACUUCAGCGAGGAGUUCCUCAAGAGGGAGUUGCCGUGA
Messenger RNA from Huiozyma naganishii CBS 8797, 483 nucleotides. It is a transcript of the gene LTP1, whose product is annotated as tyrosine protein phosphatase LTP1. The record is from RefSeq and is a predicted model, not a curated record. Lineage: Eukaryota; Fungi; Ascomycota; Saccharomycetes; Saccharomycetales; Saccharomycetaceae. The transcript has a single exon. The coding region runs from base 1 to 483 and encodes 160 amino acids. Gene Ontology annotation, biological process: protein dephosphorylation. Gene Ontology annotation, molecular function: protein tyrosine phosphatase activity.